This is a messenger RNA of Athene cunicularia (burrowing owl), 2096 nucleotides long. It is a transcript of the gene F7, whose product is annotated as coagulation factor VII. The transcript has 8 exons. The record is from RefSeq and is a predicted model, not a curated record. The coding region runs from base 57 to 1334 and encodes 425 amino acids. Gene Ontology annotation, molecular function: calcium ion binding; serine-type endopeptidase activity. Gene Ontology annotation, cellular component: extracellular region. NCBI's taxonomy places the organism in Eukaryota, Metazoa, Chordata, Aves, Strigiformes, Strigidae. Gene Ontology annotation, biological process: blood coagulation; proteolysis.
ACAGUCCUUGCUGAAAUGUCAAUACGCAACCAGGACACUGGCUCGCAGGGUUCAUCAUGGUUUCCAGGCAGUGCGUGGCUUUGCUUCUCUGCUUUCUGCUACUGAUUCCUCUUUCUCUGGAUGCAGUCUUUCUAAAGCAGGAAGAGGCAAGCAGUGUUUUGCAAAGGCAAAGACGAGCCAACAGCUUCUUUGAAGAGAUAAAACUGGGGUCAGUAGAGCGAGAAUGCAUGGAAGAAAAGUGUUCCUUUGAGGAAGCGAGAGAGAUUUACCAUGAUGAUGAACGGACAAAAGAGUUCUGGCACAUCUAUUCCGACCCCAACCAGUGUGACUCCAACCCCUGUCAGAACGGAGGGAGUUGUGAUGACCAGUUUCAGGAUUACAUUUGCCGCUGUCCUGUCGAAUAUGAGGGCAAAAACUGUGAAAAAGCGAUGGCUGACAAACUGAAGUGCAUUUAUGACAACGGUGGCUGUGAACAAUACUGUACUGAUGAGCGGUCUGAAAAACGAGUGUGCUUCUGUGCGGACGAUUACACUUUAGCGAGUGACGGCGUGUCCUGCAUUCCCCAAGUGAAAUACCCAUGUGGAAAAAUACCAGUGCUGGCAAAAAAAAAUGUAACUGCACAAGGGAGAAUAGUAGGUGGUUUAAUCUGUCCUCCGGGUGAAUGUCCAUGGCAAGCCCUUAUAAUACAGAAUCAGAAAGAAACGUGUGGCGGUACCCUGCUUUCCCCAGAGUGGGUGGUCACUGCAGCUCACUGUUUGGAGUAUACUGAUCCUGAACAGCUUCGGGUGAGACUGGGUGAACAUGCAAUAAAUUACAAUGAGAACACUGAGCAAGAAAGUGGCGUUGCUAGGAUAAUCAUUCAUGAAGAAUACAUGAAUGGACAAGUCAAUAAUGAUAUUGCCCUCCUGAGCCUGGAAACACCUGUGAAUCUCACCGACUAUGUGGUGCCAAUAUGUUUGCCUGAAAAACGGUUAGCAGUGUAUGAACUGUCCUCCAUCAAGUACUCCACAGUGAGUGGAUGGGGACGCCUACUAGAUGGAGGUGCCACCUCUUCUGUUCUGAUGAGAGUUGAUUUGCCACGUGUAAAGACACAAGAUUGUGAAAAGGAGACUGAUUUAAAUCUUACAGAAAAUAUGUUCUGUGCAGGAGACCUGACCGGUGUUAAGGACUCCUGCAAGGGAGACAGUGGUGGACCUCAUGCUACAAGGUACAAGAACACUUGGUUUCUGACCGGGAUUGUCAGCUGGGGAAAGGGCUGUGCUGUCAAAGGUAGCUAUGGGGUUUACACAAGGGUAUCCAAAUACAUCGACUGGUUGAAGAAGCACAUGGAUUAAUGCUGUUGAACUAGAGCAUUUUCAGAUCGUGUUAUUGCCCCCCAAUCCCCAUUUUCUAUUGGAGCAUUCCUUCAUUAUCUUAGAUACGUGAUAAAUGUGAUACCCACACCACUAUUAAUGAUUUGGAACAAGUCUGAUAUCUACCUGAAUAUAUAAAAUAACCUCCCUGUUGGUAUUGUUUGUAAACUUGCGUGUCUUGUCAUGUGGGCACAGAAUGGCCAUAACCAACCAGACUCUCUUCUGCAUCCACUUCUGCUAAGGGACAGAGCUAGAUGCUGAGAGAAAGACUGUCAGCAACACAUCAAGCAUAUCAUGAUCCUUCCUCCAGCUACCCUCUCAACUUCUGGAAAUCAGUGAUGUACAGACUUCCUGAGCCAGAAGUUGCAUUACGUUGAAUAGUCAUGAAUGAACCUGUUGUCCGCAAAUACGUGCAAUCUCUUUUAAACACGUUUAUGCUGCUGGCUUUCACAACUUCCUAUGCUGAUGAUGCAACAGCAGAAGAAAUAGAAGAAGUGUUUCUUCUGGGUUACAUUAAAGUAGCUUUCUCCAACAGCUGCAGGGGCAACAGGUACAUUUGAGGGGGAGGACCUCAAGAGAGUUUCCAGGACAAGAAAGGUGGGGAAAGGUUAAUUCCGUAUUUACAGGUCUGCUACAAAAGCUUGAUUUUAGCCUUCUUGCACCAAGCAGUAUUACAGUAAGCCUAUUAAGUGUAAUAUUUAACCUUGUAUUUAUGAGUGAUGAAGAAUACCACUGAUUUAAUCU